Molecule: messenger RNA, 1632 nt
Organism: Knipowitschia caucasica
Lineage: Eukaryota; Metazoa; Chordata; Actinopteri; Gobiiformes; Gobiidae
Source: the annotation of a GenBank genome assembly
AUGUGGACGUCACACUCUGCUCUGUCUGACCAUGUGGACGUCACUCGCUGCUCUGACCAUGUGGGCGUCACUCGCUGCUCUGACCAUGUGGACGUCACUCUCUGCUCUGACCAUGUGGAUGUCACUCGCUGCUCUGACCAUGUGGACGUCACUCGCUGCUCUGACCAUGUGGACGUCACUCAUUGCUCUGACCAUGUGGACGUCACUCACUGCUCUGACCAUGUGGACGUCACUCGCUGCUCUGACCAUGUGGACGUCACUCUCUGCUCUGACCAUGUGGACGUCACUCACUGCUCUGACCAUGUGGACGUCACUCACUGCUCUGACCAUGUGGACGUCACUCGCUGCUCUGACCAUGUGGACGUCACUCUCUGCUCUGACCAUGUGGACGUCACUCACUGCUCUGACCAUGUGGACGUCACUCACUGCUCUGACCAUGUGGACGUCACUCGCUGCUCUGACCAUGUGGACGUCACUCGCUGCUCUGACCAUGUGGACGUCACUCUCUGCUCUGACCAUGUGGACGUCACUCUCUGCUCUGACCAUGUGGACGUCACUCUCUGCUCUGACCAUGUGGACGUCACUCGCUGCUCUGACCAUGUGGACGUCACUCACUGCUCUGACCAUGUGGACGUCACUCACUGCUCUGACCAUGUGGACGUCACUCACUGCUCUGACCAUGUGGACGUCACUCUCUGCUCUGACCAUGUGGACGUCACUCGCUGCUCUGACCAUGUGGACGUCACUCGCUGCUCUGACCAUGUGGACGUCACUCUCUGCUCUGACCAUGUGGACGUCACUCGCUGCUCUGACCAUGUGGACGUCACUCGCUGCUCUGACCAUGUGGACGUCACUCUCUGCUCUGACCAUGUGGACGUCACUCGCUGCUCUGACCAUGUGGACGUCACUCUCUGCUCUGACCAUGUGGACGUCACUCGCUGCUCUGACCAUGUGGACGUCACUCUCUGCUCUGACCAUGUGGACGUCACUCGCUGCUCUGACCAUGGGGACGUCACUCGCAGCUCUGACCAUGUGGACGUCACUCGCUGCUCUGACCAUGUGGACGUCACUCGCUGCUCUGACCAUGUGGACGUCACUCGCUGCUCUGACCAUGUGGACGUCACUCGCUGCUCUGACCAUGUGGACGUCACUCGCUGCUCUGACCAUGUGGACGUCACUCGCUGCUCUGACCAUGUGGACGUCACUCGCUGCUCUGACCAUGUGGACGUCACUCGCAGCUCUGACCAUGUGGACGUCACUCGCAGCUCUGACCAUGUGGACGUCACUCUCUGCUCUGACCAUGUGGACGUCACUCGCUGCUCUGACCAUGUGGACGUCACUCGCUGCUCUGACCAUGUGGACGUCACUCCCUGCUCUGACCAUGUGGACGUCACUCGCUGCUCUGACCAUGUGGACGUCACUCGCUGCUCUGACCAUGUGGACGUCACUCACUGCUCUGACCAUGUGGACGUCACUCGCUGCUCUGACCAUGUGGACGUCACUCGCUGCUCUGACCAUGUGGACGUCACUCGCUGCUCUGACCAUGUGGACGUCACUCGCUGCUCUGACCAUGUGAACGAGCCGUCUUUUGCUAUACUACACUCUGGUCGUAGUAUUGCACUCUGGUCGUAG